GUGAGUAUCUAAUACUGUUGUUUUUCUCGUUGAUUCAGUCGUUACUAUUGAAUGAAGAAAAACUGUUCUAAGUUUAUCGGUAUUUCAAAUGCUCUUUCUUUUAUAGGUUGAAAAUGACUUAAUCAUUACUGCUUGGCAUCCUAUUCGUCUUUCUUCACAGUGGAUUAUGCCAUGUUCACUUGUCUCCUCCGUACAUGAAAUAUCAUGUGAUGCUGUAUAUAACUUUGUACUCGAUCAAGGUCAUACAGUGUUCGUCAAUGAUAUUGAAUGUGUAACGUUAGGCCAUGGAUUUCAAGAAGAUGUCGUUCGACAUGCCUACUAUGGCAGUCAAAGAGUCGUGAAAGAUUUGGAAAAACUUGAUAUCGAACAAAAUAAUGGAGGAAUCAUCGAAAUCAGUGAAGGAGCUUUGAUUCGCAGUAAAAAGACUGGUCUUGUCAAAGGACUUCAAUUACAGGAAAUAUUGGUUCAAUAA
Rotaria sordida is the source of this 472-nucleotide messenger RNA. NCBI's taxonomy places the organism in Eukaryota, Metazoa, Rotifera, Eurotatoria, Philodinida, Philodinidae. The record is from the annotation of a GenBank genome assembly.